UGAGUAUAACUAUAAGCAACGAUUCAUUACAUUACAAACUCUGAAGUAGGAAGAGAUUUUAUUGAAGACAAAAUAAUAUAAAAUAUUAUUGAAAGUAUAGUCUUCAAAGCCUCAGUUAAAAAUGGACUUCCUGGAAUAUCCUGAUGUUAUUGCGGAGGUUAAGGGUGCAAUGACACCUGGAAGGUUAAAAUUAACUGAUCAACAUAUCAUAUUUAAAAAUCAGAAAACUGGUAAAGUUGAACAGAUAUCUGCUAGUGAUAUGGAAAUGGUAAAUUACCAAAAAUUUAUAGGAACUUGGGGUUUACGUAUAUUUUUGAAGAAUGGAACACUGCAUAGAUUUAGAGGAUUUAAAGAAGGGGACCAAGAGAAAAUAGCAAAAUUUUUCUCAGUAAAUUAUAAAAAAGAUAUGCUAGAAAAGGAGCUUAGUUUGAAAGGUUGGAAUUGGGGUACAGCUAAAUUCAAUGGAUCUGUUUUAAGUUUUGAUGUUGGAAAUCAUACAGCAUUUGAAAUUCCAUUGUAUGAUGUUUCACAGUGUAAUACAGGGAAAAAUGAAGUAACACUGGAAUUUCAUCAAAACGAUGAUGCUCCUGUUAGUUUAAUGGAAAUGAGGUUUCAUAUCCCUAUUAGUGAUAGUGCAGAUCAGGAUCCCGUAGAAGCAUUUCAUCAACAAGUUAUGGAAAAAGCUUCUGUUAUUAGUGUCAGUGGUGAUGCCAUUGCUAUCUUUAGAGAAAUCCAGUGUCUUACACCACGUGGUCGUUAUGACAUAAAAAUAUUUCAAUCGUUUUUUCAACUUCAUGGUAAAACCUUCGAUUAUAAGAUACCAAUGUCUACAGUUCUUAGAUUAUUCUUACUACCUCAUAAGGAUAACAGACAAAUGUAUUUUGUGGUCAGUUUAGAUCCACCUAUUAAGCAAGGUCAAACUAGAUAUCAUUAUCUGGUUCUAUUGUUUAAUCAAGAAGAAGAAACUUCUAUUGAAUUACCAUUUUCUGAGAAGGAACUGAAAGAAAAAUAUGAAGAAAAGUUGACAAAAGAAUUAUCUGGACCCACAUAUGAGGUUCUUGGAAAAGUAAUGAAAGUUAUUAUCAAUAGAAAAUUAACUGGACCUGGUCAUUUUCUUGGUCAUUCUGGAACCCCUGCAAUAGGAUGUUCAUUUAAAGCAGCUGCAGGAUAUUUAUAUCCUCUAGAAAGAGGCUUUAUUUAUGUUCAUAAACCACCUAUACAUAUACGCUUUGAAGAAAUAACAUCAGUUAAUUUCGCACGUGGUGGUGGUUCCACACGUUCGUUUGAUUUUGAAAUUGAAUUAAAUACUGGUGUAGUUCAUACAUUUAGCAGUAUAGAAAAAGAAGAAUAUGGUAAACUUUUCGAUUUUAUCACUUCAAAGAAAUUGAGGGUAAAGAACAGAGGCAAGAGUGACAAAUUGAAUUAUGAUAACGACUUUGGGGAUAGCGAUCAAGAAGAUGAACCCGAUGCAUACUUGGCUAGAGUUAAAGCUGAAGCACAAGAGAGAGAUGGCGAUGAAAAUCAAGAUUCUGAAGAAGAAUCUACAGAUGAAGACUUUAAUCCUAAUCAGGAUGAAAGUGAUGUAGCUGAAGAAUAUGAUAGUGAUCCUAAUAGUUCUGAAAGCGAGGAAGAUUCAGAUGGAUCAAGUAGUAGUCAAAAGAAAGAAAAAAAAGACAAAAAAGAAAAGAAAUCCAAAUCUGCUAAAACAAUAUCUGAAAAGCCAAGAAAACCACGUAAAUCAAAGAAAAACAAGGAUAGUAACAAACCAAAACGGCCAGCAACAGCUUUUAUGUUAUGGUUGAAUAGCGCUCGUGAUCAAAUUAAAGCAGAAAAUCCCGGUAUUGCAGUUACAGAAAUAGCCAAAAAAGGUGGUGAAAUGUGGAGAGAAUUGAAAGAUAAAUCUGAAUGGGAACAAAAGGCAGCAAAAGCAAAAAAAGAAUAUUCAGCAGCAAUGAAAGAAUAUGAAGCAAGUGGUGGAAAAAGUAAAGAAAAGAAAGAGAAAGACAAAAAGAAAAAAGAAUCUAAAAAAGAUGUAUCACCUAGUAAACUUAUGUCUGGAUCUUCUUUUAAAAGUAAGGAGUAUAUCAGUGAAGAUGAAUCUAGUAGUGAAGGUGAAAGUUCAACGGAGAAGAAAUCUGAAAAGACGAAACAUUCGGAUAAUGAAAGUGAUAGUGAAAAAGAAUAAAAGAAAGUUGAGAAUAGAUAAAUAAUAAGAAUCUUAAUAAGAACAGAUAAACAUGAAAA
This is a messenger RNA of Vespula vulgaris, 2244 nucleotides long. RefSeq names its product FACT complex subunit Ssrp1 (gene Ssrp). NCBI's taxonomy places the organism in Eukaryota, Metazoa, Arthropoda, Insecta, Hymenoptera, Vespidae. Gene Ontology annotation, molecular function: histone binding; DNA binding; nucleosome binding. The record is from RefSeq and is a predicted model, not a curated record. Gene Ontology annotation, cellular component: nucleus; FACT complex. The transcript is spliced from 14 exons. The coding region runs from base 122 to 2185 and encodes 687 amino acids.